This is a messenger RNA of Rhinopithecus roxellana (golden snub-nosed monkey), 786 nucleotides long. It is a transcript of the gene RTBDN, whose product is annotated as retbindin. The record is from RefSeq and is a predicted model, not a curated record. Gene Ontology annotation, cellular component: external side of plasma membrane. NCBI's taxonomy places the organism in Eukaryota, Metazoa, Chordata, Mammalia, Primates, Cercopithecidae. Gene Ontology annotation, molecular function: riboflavin binding; signaling receptor activity; riboflavin transmembrane transporter activity.
AUGGACGAAGCCCUAGAAACGCAGCUGAAGACGAGCAGAGGACGCUUCUCGGCUACAGAAUCCCUCCCCACCUUGGAGCUCUUAUCUCAGGUGGACAUGGCCUGCAGGGUCCACAUGCGACCCAUCGGCCUGACCUGGGUCCUGCAACUGACCCUGGCAUGGAUCCUGCUAGAAGCCUGUGGAGGGAGCCACCCACUCCAAGCCAGGUCCCAGCGACACCAUGGGCUGGCAGCUGAUCUGGGCAAAGGCAAGCUGCACUUGGCAGGAACUUGUUGUCCUUCAGAGAUGGACACAACAGAGAUAUCGGGCACUGGGAACCAUCCAGAACGCUGUGGAGUGCCGAGCCCCGAGUGCGAAUCCUUCCUGGAACACCUCCAACGUGCCCUUCGCAGUCGCUUCCACCUGCGGCUAUUGGGGGUACGCCAAGCACAGCCGCUCUGCGAGGAGCUCUGCCAGGCCUGGUUCACCAACUGCGAAGAUGAUAUCACCUGUGGCCCGACUUGGCUCCCACUCUCAGAAAAAAGGGGCUGUGAGCCUAGCUGCCUUACCUAUGGACAGACCUUCGCAGACGGGACGGACCUUUGUCGCUCGGCUCUGGGCCACGCCCUACCGGUGGCCGCUCCUGGAGCUCGUCACUGCUUCAAUAUCUCCAUCUCCGCACUACCUCGUCCCAGACCAGGACGGCGGGCCCGGGAAGCUCCCUCCUGGCGUUCCCGCCGCCCUCGCACCUCCAUCCUGGACGCUGCAGGCAGCGGGAGUGGCAGUGGAAGCGGCAGCGGCCCCUAG